AUGAGACAAAUGUAUUUUUUCCUUUUUCAGGGUGAUAAAGAUUUGACUUCUUACUGCGAAGACAUUUUUAGUAAAAAAGACGCUGAAUCUACUCCAUUUAUGACAACAGGAAUUGAGUUUCUUAUAGAAAAACUUGAAAAACUCGAUGAAUUCAAGAAAUUCGUGCCACAUCUUAAAAAUGUUGAAAAAGAUAAUUUGAAAAAAUGCAUUGCUUCAGCCAAAUCGUAUAGAAGCGAAUCACCAAAAGGUAUAUUCGUUCUAAAUCAUGGAGAUUUUCAUGUGAAAAAUAUUAUGACAAAACGAAAUAAAAAUGAAGAACUUGAAGAUGUUAUGCUUUUUGAUUUUCAAAUGUGUUCAUUUGGACCAGCAAUAUUGGAUGUUAUGUAUGGAAUUUAUAUGCUCUGUGAUCCAUCCAUAUGCAUAAAUAAUUUUGACGAGAUUAUGUAUUUUUACUCUUCGAAUUUUAUUGAUACUUUGAAAGAAUUAAAAUUUGAAGGUGAAAUACCAAACAUUUCUGAUUUCUAUAUUGAAUUGUAUCGUCAUCGUCAUUUUGCAUUAUUUUUAAUAGCUUCCUUUGCGCCAAUGUGGUAUGCGCUUUUUGAUAAACAAAUUGAAAAUAUGAAUGAUGUUAUCGAUUCCGAUGAAGAACGAAAGAAAAUGUAUGGUAAUUUGAAUUAUUUGAGGGAUCUCAAACCGAUCUUGCAAAGCAUGUUCUACAGAGGAUAUUUAGAAUAAAUUUUUUAAUUGUAACAAUAGAUGAAUAU
Molecule: messenger RNA, 764 nt
Organism: Episyrphus balteatus (marmalade hoverfly)
Lineage: Eukaryota; Metazoa; Arthropoda; Insecta; Diptera; Syrphidae
Exons: 3
Coding region: 1-735 (244 amino acids)
Source: RefSeq, a predicted model, not a curated record